AUGAAUCUCCUGGAACAGAUUUUCAAUUGUGAUAAUCAUUUCGAUAUUGUCGCGAGUAUCUCAACUCCUAUUCCACUUGGAGUCUUUUUACGUUAUGGCAAUAGAUGUUUUUCUAAUACGGAGACAUUUUCAACUGGAAUAGAUACUAAUCCAUAUGGUUUGAGUGUGGAAGAUUAUGAUAAUCAAUCAGAUAUUGUUACAGGUAAUGUUGCAAGUAGUCGCACAAGUUUCUUAAUUAGAGAUGAUUUGGAUUAUUUUAUUUUAUUACACACAUAUUCAACCGAAACUGCAACGUUGUCCAAUGAAGUAGUUGUUGAUGAUUUAAACAAUGAUGAAAAUCUGAAUGUCAUUGUAUUUAAUCAUAUAAUUAGUACUGCAAAUGUUUUUCUUGGAUAUGAUAAUGAAAAUGAUUUUAAUAAUGAUAACAUCGCCGAUAUUGCUCUUGCUAACACAGAAGUGAAUACAAUUGUCAUAUUAUUUGAUGUUGGUGAUGAAUCGUUUUUACUAGGCAUUACGUAUUCAACUGCGACUCUAAUCAUUACAAUCAUUCAGAUAUCAUUGUUACGAAUUCUCAAGCGAACAAUAUUAAUUACCAUUUUUCAUGUCUAUAACAGUAAAAUAUUUAUUUUAACAUCGAUGUAUUCAACUGGUGUUCCUUCUCAACCUUAUAUCGUUGUCGUUGAUUAUUUCGAUAAUGAAGAUAGUGUCGAUAUUGUCAUUGGUAAUUCUAAUACAAGUCAAAUAUCUUUUGUAUUGUAUGGAGAUGAAAAUGGGAUUUUUCGAAACGAGAUUUCGUAUUUAUUAAAAGAUUAUGAAAGUCUCCAACAUUCAAUUGCUUUAAUUGAUCUAAAUCAAGAUAAAAGAAUCGAUAUGGUUGUAGGAAGUUUAUACUACAAACGAUAUAGAUACGCUCAUCAAAAUAUGUGA
This is a messenger RNA of Adineta ricciae, 927 nucleotides long. Lineage: Eukaryota; Metazoa; Rotifera; Eurotatoria; Adinetida; Adinetidae. The record is from the annotation of a GenBank genome assembly.